AUGCAGCGAAGCAGGAGUUCCAAGACCCCAAAGCAGCCUCUGUCCAUUCCCAAUAAAAGCCAAACUGAUCUCUCUGCCUGGCGAAAGGGAAGGAAAAUUGACUCUGAAAAAAGUUUGCAGAAUAAUCAAUCUGCUGAUGAUCAGAAAUGUGAGAGCCAGGAAGGGUCUCUAGAGCAAGCUUUGAGCUACUUUCAGAAAGCUCAAGACUCUGUUGCACUGAAGAAGAAGAGUGUUGUGCAGGAACACUUGGAUGCUGUGGAAAGCACUGCCCUGGAACAAGGGCUGCCCCCUGAAGGGUUUGAGAUCCUGCUGAAGGUGGUGCUCAGUGGCAGAUUUGCUGAUACAGUGAAUACUCGUUUGUUGAAGAGCCUGAUUCCUGCCUCAGUGAUACCAGAAAGUUCUGUGGUUACAGCUGUGUCUUGGCUCUGUGUUGGCAAAUGCUCAGGCAACAUCCAGAUGCUUUUUUUGAAGUGGCUGAUCACAAUGUUUGACUUCAUUGAUCACAAGGAACAGCUUAAUGCCCUCUAUGGUUUCUUCUUCUCCUUCCUGCAAGAUGAGAAGUUGUGCCCCUAUAUCUGCCACGUGCUCUACCUGCUGACCAGGAAGGAAAAUGUCAGGCCUUUUCGGAUUAGGAUCCUGCUUGACCUCCAAGCAAAAAUGGGAAUGCAGUCUCAUCUGCAAGCUCUGCUGUCACUUUACAAACUUUUCUGCCCAGAACAGGUGACCAUAACCCUUCCUGGGAAAAUGAAGACUUACUUCAAGAACUCAGACGGCCCAUGGAAAGCAGUAAUCACUGCAGUAAGGCAGAGAAACCAAGGAACCUCUCCCUUGUCCCAGGCAGUGUUUUUGGGCACAUCUCAGCCUCAGUCACGAAAGAGGAAAUGGAAUGCCCAGUUGGUUAUACCUGCAAGCAGUUCAAGCACAAAGCAUUUAGAUGAGGACAGAGAAAAGAGCUGUUUUUAUUUGUGCAGUCCAAACGAGUCUUUUCCAGUGGAGCAGCUGCAGACCUUCCCUCAGCUCCUACAGAAUAUCCACUGUCUAGAGUUUCCUUCCCAGAUGGGUUCAGUGCUAACAAACCCCUUGUUGCUUCACUACAUGAAUUGUGUGAAAGAUGAAUCUAUUUACCUGAGGCUCUACUAUUGGAUGGGCCAGAGGCUCCAGGAAGAAUGCACCUGGUGUGUGGUUGAUAACCCACAUGAAGAAGAAUUCAGGAGCUUCCUGGAAACUGCCUACAAGGCAGAAUGUUUCUUGCAGGAGGGAUUUGCUGCCUGUGAAGAGUUCCUGUAUAAGACCCUUCCCCUCUGGGAUGGCGUCAGCUGCCGCUCAGAAAUCCUCGGGCUCGUGAGCUGGAUCCCCCUCAGCAGUUUCUCUGACAUUAAGCCAUAUCUCUUUGAUCCCCUGGCACAGCUCUUUUUCACAUCAUCUAUUUACUUUAAGUGCAGUGUUCUUGAGAGCCUGAAGGAGCUGCUGCAGAACUGGUUAAAUUCCCGUGUGUUUCAAAUGGAUUUGGAGAUUUCUUCUGUGAACACCACCCUGUCUGGACUGGUGAACGUGGUGGCUGAGCUGGUUCACUUUGUGGGAUGGAUCUCUACUGUUGGACUGCGUUUGGAAAACAAUUCCACCUUCUUGCUCUACUUCAUUCUGGAUUUCUAUGGCACUGUGUGUGACAUGUACCUGAAGUACAACCUGCCUUUGCUGAUAAUGCCUCCUGCUGGGGUUUUCUACCCAGCACUGCUCAGCAUGGAUUCUGUCAACUUGAAUCAUCUCUGCUACAUUAUGUACAGGUAUCGAGCCAACUUAGUGGCUGCAAAAGAAAAUGAGCUGAGUAAAAAGAAAAUCCUGCAGUACAAGUUCAGUAACCAGACAUACCAAGAGUACAACCAGUACAUAAUAGCUAUGGUGGGCUGUCUGUGGACAUCCAGUGCAUUCCAGAAGGAUAUUCAUCCUCAAGGUCUUCGUAUGGAUGAUAAACUGCUGAGUAAAACUGCAGUGAAGGAAGUAAAAAACAGCUUUAACAUUGUCUAUCAUCCUGCCAUGAUGGGCUACUCUAUUAAAUUCCUGCAGCAGAUUUGUCCUGAAGAUACCACCUUCAACUUCAAAUUAAUUAAGGGGAAGAAGUGGGACUGGUAUCUGGAAUAUCUCUACACCCAGGGUCUGAAGGGGCUGAAGGUGUUCAUUGAGAGCAGCAUCAGUCGGGUUUCCCAGAUCCGCAGCAAAGCAGGGGAUGUGGAAGUGUGA
Melospiza georgiana is the source of this 2238-nucleotide messenger RNA. RefSeq names its product centromere protein I (gene CENPI). Gene Ontology annotation, cellular component: kinetochore. The transcript has 20 exons. Bases 1 to 2238 code for a protein of 745 amino acids. The record is from RefSeq and is a predicted model, not a curated record. NCBI's taxonomy places the organism in Eukaryota, Metazoa, Chordata, Aves, Passeriformes, Passerellidae.